Molecule: messenger RNA, 1697 nt
Organism: Echinops telfairi (small Madagascar hedgehog)
Lineage: Eukaryota; Metazoa; Chordata; Mammalia; Afrosoricida; Tenrecidae
Gene: MATN1
Product: matrilin 1
Exons: 8
Coding region: 1-1497 (498 amino acids)
Molecular function (GO): calcium ion binding
Source: RefSeq, a predicted model, not a curated record
AUGGGGACCAUCUCUGGUGCCAGCCUUGUGCUUGGUGGUCUGCUGCUGCUGCUGCUCCAGGCCCCAGGCAUCCUCGGCCUGACCCCCCAGCCCAGAGGGCAUCUGUGCAGGACUCGGCCCACGGACCUGGUGUUUGUGGUCGACAGCUCACGCAGCGUGCGGCCCGUGGAGUUUGAGAAGGUGAAGGUGUUCCUGUCCCAGGUCAUCGAGUCUCUGGACGUGGGGCCCAACGCCACCCGGGUGGGCGUGGUCAACUAUGCCAGCUCCGUGAAGCAGGAGUUCCCGCUGCAUGCCCACAGCUCCAAGGCCACGCUCCUGCAGGCCGUGCGCCGCAUCCAGCCGCUGUCCACUGGCACCAUGACCGGCCUGGCCAUCCAAUUCGCCAUCACCAAAGCCCUCAGCAAUUCCCAGGGAGGGCGAGCCCGGUCCCCCCACAUCAGCAAGGUGGUCAUCGUGGUGACCGACGGGCGGCCCCAGGACAGCGUGCGGGACGUGUCUGCGCGGGCCCAGGCCAGCGGCAUCGAGCUGUUCGCCAUCGGCGUGGGCCGCGUGGACAAGGCCACGCUGCGGCAGAUGGCCAGCGAGCCGCAGGACGAGCACGUGGACUACGUGGAGAGCUACAACGUCAUCGAGAAGCUGUCCAAGAAGUUCCAGGAGGCCUUUUGCCUGGUGUCGGACCUGUGUGCCACCGGGGACCAUGACUGCGAACAGGUGUGCCUCAGCUCCCCGGGCUCCUACACUUGCGCCUGCCGUGAAGGCUUCACCCUCAACAGUGACGGCAAGACCUGCAACGUUUGUGGUGGCGGCGGCGGCAGCAGCUCAGCCACCGACCUGGUCUUCCUCAUCGAUGGUUCCAAGAGCGUGAGGCCAGAGAACUUUGAGUUGGUGAAGAAGUUUAUCAACCAGAUCGUGGAUACGCUGGAUGUGUCCGACAAGCUGGCCCAGGUGGGGCUGGUGCAGUACUCGAGCUCUGUGCGCCAGGAGUUCCCGCUGGGCCGCUUCCGCACCAAGAAGGACAUCAAGGCGGCCGUGCGGAACAUGUCCUACAUGGAAAAGGGCACCAUGACCGGGGCUGCCCUCAAGUACCUCAUUGACAACUCCUUCACGGUGACCCGCGGGGCCAGGCCCGGGGCCCAGAAGGUGGGCAUUGUCUUCACAGAUGGCCGGAGCCAGGACUACAUUAACGACGCCGCUAAGAAGGCCAAGGACCUUGGCUUUAAGAUGUUUGCUGUAGGCGUGGGCAAUGCGGUGGAGGACGAGCUGAGGGAGAUCGCCUCGGAGCCCGUGGCAGAGCACUACUUCUACACGGCUGACUUCAAGACCAUCAACCAGAUUGGCAAGAAAUUGCAAAUGAAGAUCUGUGUGGAGGAGGACCCGUGUGCCUGCGAGUCCAUUGUGAAGUUCCAGACUAAAGUGGAGGAGCUGCUGCAAGCUCUGACCCGGAAGCUGGAAGCUUUGAGCAAGCGGCUGGCUCUCCUGGAGAACAGAAUCGUCUAAGACCCCUGCCCGGCUGUGGCCUUUCCAUGUGCUGCAGCCUGGAGGGGCUCAGAGAGUCCUGUGGGUGUCUCCCACCGCCCCCACUUUAGUCUAGCUGUGCCAUUUCAGCGAGGGAGGCUCUGCAGGUGCAGGGCCCUGGGUGCGCCUUCCUGGCCUCUGCUAUCCCAGAAACCCGUGGGAAGGGGGAGGUAUGGUGUGUG